This is a messenger RNA of Paramecium pentaurelia, 2398 nucleotides long. NCBI's taxonomy places the organism in Eukaryota, Ciliophora, Oligohymenophorea, Peniculida, Parameciidae. The record is from the annotation of a GenBank genome assembly.
AUGCUUUUAAACCAACCUAUUGUACAGUAUUAGUUGUUUUAGAGAAAAUAAAUAUUUUAAUUACAAAAACAGACUUAAAAUUAAGAUAAUAUUUAUGUAUUUAAGAUUUAUGAUUUUUGUUUCAUAGAGCCAAACACACCAUAGAAUGAUAUACUAUUGCAGUUACCAAUCAAAAAACCAGAAAGAAAGCAUGAAUCUUUCUCUUUUAUCCAGGGAUUUCUCUUAUAUUAACAGGGGCCUAAACUAAAAUGUAGCUUGGGAAUGAAUCUUUUUGUUGCUUAUAAGCUAUUGAAAGAUACUGAAAUAGUCUAGAUGGUGUUAAUUCCAGAAUAGAAAGGAUAUAUUAAGUUAUUAGAGGCAAAAUCUUAAGGUAAUCUUUAAUUCCUCAAUCGGGAUUUAUUGAGUAUACAUGUUUCUCCUUAAGUUAGGGUAUAAAUUUAAGACAUUUUUUCCUCCUUGAAUGUUUCUGGAGAGAUAUCUGCUUAGGGUAAAUGUAAGAGAAAAGAAAAAUUGAUAUUAUGUCAAGUUCUUCAAUUCAAAAAAGAGAAUUUAAUUCUAGUUUUUCUCUAAGCUUCUCGAAUUAAAAAAUAUAAAAAUGUAUUUUUUAUACUGAAAAAUAUUUAACUAUGUGUUUAUGUAAACUAUUUUUAUCAUAUAAUUUAUAUGAGAAAGCUGAUAAAAAUGGAGAAUAAUAAUUAUUUAAUUUUAUUUUAAGAAAUAAUGUAAAUUCUAUAAUUUAUAAUUGAGCAUAUUGUUUUAUAUAAUUAGAAGUUAAGUAAAAAAUUAAUUAUCUUUUAAAUAAUUCUAAGAGAGUUUUUUAUUCAUUUAAAGUGGUUUGGAUUUUUAUAUUUAAUGUUAAUAUAAAUGGUUUGUUAUAAUAAAAUUGCACAGAGUCCAGAUUGAUUUUUUGCAUAUGCAUUAAGGAGGGUUACCACACUUAACAUAAUGAAGAUGUGAAAGAGAUAUAAAAUUUUAGAUAACUUGUUGAGAAUAAAAAUUAAGAAUGUGAUAAUUUGAUUCAUUAGCUUAACAAAUAAAUAGAAACUGUUUAUCAAUCAUUUUCUAAAUUUACAUAAGGAAUUAGAAAUAAAUAUUAAUUAUCAAUUGAAAAAUUACUUAAAUUGAAUUCGAAAUAAGUCAAUGAUUUCUUGAAUUAACUCAUUAAAUUUGCAGAAUAUAAAUAAUCAAUAAUAUAAAUUUUAAAAUAAUUGACCAUAAAAAUGGUUAAAAAUUUUGAUAGUUUGAAGGAAUAAUUAACAUUAUCAUCAGUUACUUAUUAUCAGAUUAAUAAUGAAAAAUAACAAUAAUUCAUUUCAUUAUAUGGUCAAAGUAAAUUAGUCAUCAUUUUAUUUAGGCUAAACUUUCGUUUAAUAAGGAAAAUAUAAAGAGACCAUAGAAUUAUUGAAUUAAGUUAUUCAAUUAAAUCCUAAUUAUUAUCAAGCAUUAACUUUUAAAGGUAAAACUUAUCUAUAUUUAUAGGUUAAUGCCUAAUGGAGCUAAACAAAAAUGAAGAGGUAAUGAUUUGGUUACAUAAGGCUUUAGCUAUCAAUCCUCAGCAUGUUAUCUCCUUAUAGAAGGAAGGUAGAUUUAAUAUUUAUUAGAUUUAUAGGUGAAUGCUUAAAAUGUUUAGGCAAAUAUUAGGAUGCAAUAAAUUAAUAAGAUAAAGUAUUAUUAAUUGAUCCUAAAAAUGUGAUUUCAUUAUGUGAAAAAGGUUGAUGUAAUAUAAUAAAAUUAAUAGGUCAUUGCUUAAUGAGAUUAAAAAAAUACAAGGAUUCUUUAAAUUAUCUAAAUUAAGCACUUUUCAUUAGUCCUGGCGAUAACAUUUCCUUCGAUAACAAAGGUAUCUAGUUAUUUUAUGGUAGGUCGCUGUUUAGAAUAUUUAGGAAAUUAUAUGGGCGCUCUGAUUUGUUAUCAAUAAUUAUUAUAGAGAGAAUCUAAUCUUCAAUGGACAAAAGAUCGUAUAGGCAUUUUAUCAACAUAAAUAAGAAUUUUGUUAAAAGUAAAAUUAACUAAUGAGUAAUUAAAUAAUCAUAAAUCUAUUUCUUAUUUUCUAUUUAUUCUUCUUAAAUUGUGGUUUAAUAAUUUAAAAAAGAUAAGUAUCAGUAACACUGAUUUAAUUCUAUCUUUUUUAUUUAAAUUCUAAAUCUAAAUAUUUGUUCUAAUCAUUUGCAAAUAUAAUAAUCAAUUUAAAUCAUAUUUAACUAACUUUGAAUAAAUGCUAUUACCAUCAAAAGAUAAUACGGAAAAUUAUUAAAAAUUGUAAAAUCUUCUAAAAAUAUGGGUUUCGAUAUUAUGUCUGAGUCAAAUAUCAAAUUAAGAAUUAUUAUUUAAACAUCUUAAAACUCUUUAUAUUUCAGGGUUAAAUAAAUUGGUGCUUAUAUGUGAUAGAAUAAAAUGA